UUAAAAAUGGCUUCAUCACAGCAGACGACCGUAGUUGAUGCACAUGCAAUUUUCCACGAAUUAUCACCAAAACUGGUAUGUAUAUUGUUCAUAAUUUGAAAUAAUAUUAACUUUAAAUUUGAAAGACUGUUGUUAUGACAAUAUUCGUGCCUUGAUCACAAUUAGCAAUAAUAAUAAAUAAAAUGUGGAUUAAAAUUUAUACGUGAAAUAAUUGUAUUUUGUGGCUUUCUUCUGACUACCUCUGGCUUCGUUGUAUGUUUGUCUUGUCUUUCUCCAUUCAUUAUCAACCUAUUAUAUUUAGUUUAGGCCUAUAAAAUAUAGGCCUAUCAACUAAUUGGGGGGAGGGUUAUAAAUUAUAUUUAUAAUAAUAAUAUUAUAUAAUAUAAAAUUUAUAAAAUUAUAAGUUAUCAUUAUUAAAUUACUAUAUUUCAGACUAUAUAAUUAUAUAUUUUAUAAGGCCGCUACACAUUCACUUACUUUACACUUUAUUGGCCUUACGCCUUACUCAGUUCAGAAUGUUUAUACUAUAGCCUAAUUAUCAACAAUUUAAUUAGUCAUCUUAGACUUGGCUUUUUGUUCCAGUUAUUUUACUACUUAAACUGAAGUGGAAAAAAAUCCAUUUAAAAUUAAAACCUCAGAAAAUUUAAGUUAAACUUAUUGGAAUAAUAGAGCAAUCCUCCAAAGUACGGUCCCAAAUUAUUUCGUAUGAAAAAAAUGCAAUGCACAGUGUCUUCUUCUUCUUCUUAUAUUUGAGGUGCCCACGAUCAAUUUGUUGAUCAUUCUGGCUCCUGGUUUAAAUUCAGAGUUUACCUUCUCUUAGAUGGGUUGCCGUCCAAGGCUAGCGAGUCCCAUCUACCCGGGGUGCUUGGGAUUAUUUGCUUUUGGUGGGGAUUGAACUCCAGACCACCAGCUGUUUGGUUUGAGACCGUUUAGACCGCUCGGCCACCCAGCACCCAGUGUUUAUUGUAGAAAUUAGAAAACAGCAGAAAUGUCAGUCAUAGCUUUUGCAAAUAACUGUCACUUUACAAACCACUCAGUAAAUACUAAAUAUUGUAAUUGGCGCGUAGCACUUGCAAAUAGCAGCCGAAAACGUUCAGCUUGUGACUGAUGAGCCACUGAAAAGCCCCCAAGUAGCUGGCAAACAGACCAUGACUAGUACCACUCUGGAGUUAACGUUUCGCUGCAUCCAAAGUCCUUCAAAAGUUUCUGUGUGAAUGUCCUGGUCUACUGGAUCAACAAAUUCACGUGGGUGCACAGCGUGAGCAAAAUCCCGUUGAUGAGCUGACCGACAUUUUAAUAUCCUCGCCAAGCGUCUGUUAUGAUAACUGUCCCUGGCAACACAUAAUUAGUGAUAAUGCGCUCGAGUAUUUGUGCAUCUCGGCAGCCAACAAUCUCCAUCCAACAUUGUCCACUACCGCAAACAUAAAUUUCAAAACAAAAUGAUGCCUAAGGCUUUUAAGUAAGGAGUAAUCAUUGGAAAUAAUUUGGGACCGGACUUCAGAGGAUUGCCGAAUAAUAGUAGACCCUGUUCAAUCAAUCAACGUUUCCAUAUUUUUAGAAUCCAGAAUUCUGUAUUGGCAUUGGUGAUUUUUUACUUAGUUUAGUGGUAUUAGUACAUUAGUACAGGGCCCAAUUUUUAAAUAAAAAAAUGGCUCAUUAAUCAGCUAUCAAACAUAAAUAAUAUUCGUUUUUACAUAAUGAAAGCUCAACCAUUUUAUGAAUUUUUUAUAUCAGUUUGGGAUAUAUGUAAAGGAGAAAUAACCUGCUAUUUCAUAUCAAGAAAAAGCUACUGACUGUUUCUGAAUUUUCAGAAUCGGAAAUUAAAAACUUGCAAUGCAUGUGCCAUAUUAAUAUUACAAUUAUUAACCUCUUACAUGGCCUCUGGGGAAAAAGUAGGAUAGGUAUGGUAAAAACUAUUUAAAAGAACGCAACAAAACAACGUCCCAUAGGUAUGUAUAAUUGUGUUCUCUAAGUCCACUCUAGUGGGCAUGAUGGUACAAGACAAAUUUGUUGUAAUUGUCAAGUUGCUUAACUAGUGGUCACUUAAAGAAGCUUUGUCCAUCUUGAAUACAAUAUUUCAGCUAAAUUUUGUAUUUCAUAUUUGUGUCAGUGUGAGUAUUUGUUUGUUCACUGAUUCAAGAAGGCUUCAGUCAUAAAAGAUAUAAAAUAUUCAAGCUAAGCUGAUGAGGUUUUGAUCACGAAUGAGUUCCAUUGAAGCUGAAUGUGAGUACAUAAAGAAUAGGCUGCGGCUAUUCAGACCCGGGCCCGAAUAGCCACUUCAUAAAGAAGAAGUGCAUAUUAUUUACACUAAAAAUUUAUAUUUUUCAUUUCAGAUCUUAUUGGUGAGAGCAGUGAAUGGUGUUACUUUAGUAAUGGUUGUGGUAGGUGUAAUUGAGAACCUUUUUAUUUUUGUUAAGUCUGAGAGAACAAUGUGUUCAAUAAUAAAUGGAAAUUAUAAUUAUAAAAAACACAUAAAUUGUCAAUUUUAUAACAUUUUCAAAAAGAGUAGUAUAUCUUUUAUACCCUUUUUACUUUUUUAACAUUUUUUUAGAAAUGACAAAUCCUUUUUGCUAUUGUACAAAAUAAAUGGUAACUCAACACUUACUAAAAUUAGUGUAACUAAGUAAAUAUCGUUAUGCUCCAGUUAUUUGAUGAUCUUAAAAUUUAAGGCAAUAGUUCAUACAUUGUUUUAUUCUAAAUACUGUAUUGUUCUGAAUAUAGGAAGCUCCUGUUUGUAGUCUAAUUGUAUAUCUGUAUUUUUAUUUAUUGCAACAUUCCAAGUUUAAAGACUUACAAUAUGUGUAAAGGUGCCUACUCUACUCAGAAAAAUACAGUGUUCAACUCCCUUUCCUUUGAUAUAAAGGCUUGUAAUUAUUCUGUUUUGAAAUAGUAACAAAAAUUGGCAAUUUCUUUUUUCAAUUUCUGUUUGAAAUUUCUUCAUAAAAUGAGAUUAACUUUUAAUAAACUAGGGUAGGGUGUUAAUUAUCAACUGUACAAUAAUAGUCAUGCUUUACAAAUAUAUUUAUUAGUAAAAUCUUAAAUGUACAUAAAGGAUUCUAUAAAUAAUAAAUAAUCUGUCCCCUGUAUUUGAAAGCAUUUAAUUAAAAUUAAAUAUCUCUAAAUUAGUAAAGUUGGAAGCUGAAACAAUUGUUUUUCAAACUUGCAUUUUCAUAUCAAUUCCAUUAAAUUAUUUUUACUUGAUUAAAACAAUUUUCUGAUUUUUAUUUUAUUAAAUUUUAACUUGACACUUAAAAAAAAAAUCUAGGGUCGCAAAAAAAAUUUUUUUCUUUGCCUUUAAAGUAAUCAAAUAGUUAAACAAUUUGUUAAUUAAUUUGUAACUUAUCUAAGGACAGAUAAAUAUAUUAUGCUUUUUGGAAUUAUCCACCACCUUCUUAACAUAAUUAUAACAUUCUUAUACAUAUAAAUUUAUAAAAGGGGGCGUCCAUUAAUUACGUCAACAAAAUAGGGGGGAAAAAGAAAUGUUUGACAGUUGUUGACAAGGGGGAGGGGGUGGGUUGGUCGGCUUGUUAAGCUGUUUAUUACUUAAGGCGCCACAGUGCAAAGCAAUGUAAAUAAAACCAACAAAAUCGAAGGGAGGGGGAAUGCCACCAUGCCCUACCCAAAUGAUAUCCCUGAUGCCCAUUGUUACGUAGAGCAACACCUGGCUACUCCAUCGGGAAAUAAUAGCAGCUAGAAACUAUGCUAUAAUAGUCAGCUAUACUGAAAAUAAUCAUAUUUAUACUUCCACAAACAAUGAUAUUUAGUCUUUAACAAACUUUUAAUUGAUUCUGCAUAAUAAAAUUUAAGUGUAAAAACUUUUUAACUUGUUGAUUAACACGCUAAAGAUGUAAUAAAAGUUUUUACGGCAAUUUUGUCUAAUUAACAAUACAUGAGCACAAAGUAAAACAUAUUUAUAAAUUUAUUAAUAUUAUAAUUCAUUAUUUUACGGUGGGCGGGGGGUUGGGGGGGGGGGUUAUAAAAAUUUGACAUAAUUACGGGGGUCAUCGAAAGGUUGACAGUUGUUGACAAGGGGAGUCAAACAUUGUGGAAAAAUUGUUGAGGUAAUUAAUAUACCACCCAAAAAAUGACCAGUUUAAAUAUCCAUUAAAGAAAUAUAGACUUUUCAUAUACAACAGUAUUCAUACUAAUAACAUCGCAUGGGAAAUGGCAUCGGUGGGCUGUCGAGCGNCCGGCACACCCUCACACAGGUAGUGAUAAUAGCUCCCCCCCGGUGCAAACGCUUGUGUGAAAGACUGCUUGCAACUGGCAAAUCAAACUAAACAGUACUUAACCUCUUUAAACGUACACCCACUUUGAAUAGCUCAACAUUUACAGAAGCCAAAUACCUCUCCAUCGCCCUUUGUAAUUUUACAUAUAAUAUUCUGAUUAAAAAUGCUAAGAUAUUUUCUCCAUCCAAUAUAUUUACAUAAGAGAUGACCCAUAUUCCUUAGGGCUAAGACCACCACUUUACACUAAUUUGAAUUUUUUGAAUAUCUCUUCUUCUUAUGUUUGAGGGGCCCACGGUCAAUUUGUUGAUCAUUCUGGCUCCUAGUUUAAAUUUAAAUUCAGAGUGUGCCUUCUCUUAGAUGGGUUGCCGUCCAACGAGACCCAUCCACCCGGGGUGCUUGGGAUGUUGGCUUUGGUGGGGAUUGAACUCCAGACCACCAGCUAUUUGGUUUGAGACAGUUUAGGCCGCUCGGCCACACAUAUUGACCCAAACAGCAGCUUUGGGUAGUUAAAGGAGUUAGAUAUGAAAAUAAUAAUUCAUGUUUUUAAGCAAGCUUUAUAGUACGGUAAUAAAUACAAGAUAUUUGCUUUAAUUCUGUUCUGAUCCUCAAAUCUUCUCUCCUAGCUUAGAUCUGAGUAUGGAUAAUGUAAUAAUUCCCUGGAUUUGUCUUUCUCUAAAUUAGCAAUAACAAAGGUCUACAUUUCUAAUUUUGAUAACUCAAGAUUAAAUCAGGAAUAUUAGAAUUCAAAUGCCAAUCUGAUUAAUGAAUAUGGACUGUACAAAUAUUUGAAUACCCACAGAUGUUGAAUAAUUUUGCAUUUGUCUUCUAAUAGAUAGCAUUUAUUCUGUGCUUUGUGCAAGGACACAAAAAUGGCUCAUACUAUCUCCUGGUCUGCAAUCUAAUCAGUAAGCUUAUUUUUCAUAAUCUGGUUUGUUGAACUUGGACAAAUAAAACAGACAGUGACAGUGUUUAAAAUAAAGGAUUAGAUUGAUAUUAACUUAUACAAUCUCCCAGUAGUCUAAUUACAGCAUAUGGAAAUCUCUUUUGAUAGCUUUCUGUUGCGUUGACCUGAUCAUGUGUGUGGUUUAAAUUGGAAAGAGAGUUGUUGGACACACCUGAUCCUUUGUAUGUGUGUUUUAUAAUGGAAUGAGAUUUGUUGUAAGGACCUGAUCCUCUGUGUUGGUGUUUGUGUGGUUUAUAUUUUAAUGAGAUUUGUUGUAAGGACCUGAUCCUCUGUGUGUGUGUGUAUUUGUGUGGUUUAUAAUGGAAUGAGAUUUGUUGUAAGGACUUGAUCCUCUGACUGUGUGUGAUUUAUAAUGGAAUGAGAUUUGUUGUAAGGACCUGAUCCUCUAACUGUGUGUGGUUUAUAAUGGAAUGAGAUUUGUUGCAUGGACCUGAUCCUCUGAUUGUGUGUGUUUGUGUGGUUUAUAAUGGAAUGAGAUUUGUUGUAAGGACUUGAUCCUCUGACUGUGUGUGAUUUAUAAUGGAAUGAGAUUUGUUGUAAGGACCUGAUCCUCUAACUGUGUGUGGUUUAUAAUGGAAUGAGAUUUGUUGUAAGGACCUGAUCCUCUAACUGUGUGUGGUUUAUAAUGGAAUGAGAUUUGUUGCAUGGACCUGAUCCUCUGAUUGUGUGUGUUUGUGUGGUUUAUAAUGGAAUGAGAUUUGUUGUAAGGAUCUGAUCCUCUGACUGUGUGUGGUUUAUAAUGGAAUGAGAUUUGUUGUAAGGAUCUGAUCCUCUCUGUGUGUGGUUUAUAAUGGAAUGAGAUUUGUUGUAAGAACCUGAUCCUCUGGCUGUGUGUGGGAUUUAUAAUGGCAUGGAAUUUGUUGUACAGACCUGAUCCUCUGUGUGUUUUUAUAUGUGUGCAUGGUUUGUCAUGGAAUGGGAUUCGUUAAAAAAUAAAGGGGAGAAGAGACUGUAAUCAUAUUAGCAAAAAAAGAAAGUGAGUGAAACAAAGUAUGGAAAAACCUGAAAAAAGAAAUGCAACAAAACAACAAAGGUAUCGGUAAGAAGCCUACAUGAGCAAACAAACAACAGAAUUUAAUAAAAUUAACACUUAGUACUUAGCUGAAAUGUAGUAUCCGAGAGGGCGGCAAGAGAAAUGUGACAGAAGUUAAGUAGGUGAGAGAUUAUUCUCUAAAUCUAAAAAGGGAUUUUGACUUACAGUGGACUUACUUCUCAUCUUUUCUUUCCCUUAUUUAAUCUCUCACCUAAUCAUUUUCUGUCACAAUUCUCUUACUGCCAUCGUGGAUACUAUAUUUCAGCCAAGUGUUAUUUUCAUUUAAUUCUGUUGUUACCGUUGUUUGUUCGCUCAUGAAGGCUGUCCCCCGACAUUGUUUUGUUGCGUUCCUUUUUUCAGGUGUCCCAUACUUUGUGUCACUCAUUUCCUUUUUUAAAAAAUAAAGAAAGUUUUAAGAUAUCAAACCAAGCAUUUUGUAGCCUGCUGUAAACACCUAUAUAAUGUAUGAAACACUUUAAACAUUACAAUUAAAUGGAUGCAAAUAAUACUAAUACAAUGGACAUUUUUUUUAAGAAAUGAAUAAUCUAGCCUCUCCUUUGGGUAAAAUGCAAUCAACAAAGCUAUUGUCAUGCAUGUAAAUACAUAUUAUUAAAUUUUAUUAUUUUGUUUUGCUAUUUUAAUUUACAGUCAGUGCGAUAGUAUCUUCAGUUGUGGUGAGUAUACCCAAGAAUUUCAUCGAUUUUCCUCUGCUAAAUUAAAAAGUAAAAUAAAACUUUAAGUUUAAGACACUGGCUUUAUUGGUAAACCUAGCUUUGUCACAUGGAGUAGCUGUAGCUCACAGCUUUGUCACAUUGAGUAGCUGUUGUCCACAGCUUUGUCACAUUGAGUAGCUGUUGCCCACAGCUUUGUUAGAUGCAGUGGCUGUUACCCACAGCUUUGUCACAUGCAGUAUGUAUUUGGUAAAAUAUGUUGUCCUGUAAACCAACAUUAGUAUGGGGUCAGGACAGGCCAUCAAAGUAUGCAUUGGAAUUAUAAAAUUCAUCCCAAUUUUCUACAACAUGACGAUCAACUAUUCCUUUUCAUCCCAAACUCCUUUCUACAUUUUGAUUAUGGUACAUAACAAAUGAGAGCACCACAAAUAUGCUAAAAUCAGUGGGCUACAAUUGUCGUAACUGUGGUGUCAUCACACCAUUUGUGUCCCGGCCACAAAAUAAGUGACAUUAACGUUUUGAGUUUACAUUAAUUCUUGCUGUGUUUUCCACCCCAACCAACCCGCAGAAAUGUAUUUUUUUGGAAAUGAUCAAACAUGUAUGACCUUUAAAAGUUUGUAAAAUCAUUGGGUUUGAGAUAUUUUUAACCACACAAUAAACUACUUUUUACCUUCUUAAGGGGGAAAUAUCUGAAAAUCCUCUUUUAAUAGACACCUUAGUCUAAGCUACAUGUCUCAAAGUUAAACAGGUAUGGACUGGGCUUUGAUGAGUCAGUCUAUAAAAUAUGUAUAUACGGUAUGUUUAUCAGUUACCAUAAUGUGUCUUAUCAUGAGUUACUCUCUGAAGUUGCAUUGGCAACAUUUUUUUAGUACCGUCCUUGGAUUUAAUUAAAAGAAACUAACUUCUCAUUUUGCAGAACUGGUGGUACAAGAGUGGCGACUUGGUAAGGAUAUCUUUCAAUAAUAACACACAUAUUUAAUUUCUAUUGUUACGGUAAUUUUAAAAGAAAAUGGGUUUUUGAAGAGUAAAAUUAUACAUUUUGUUAUUUAAAUUUAAGGAAUGGAAAUUGUAACCUUAGCUGUAAUCAUAUUUAAAAAAAUAAAAAUUACUAAAAACAUUCCAAUUUGCCAAUUUUUUUUCUAAGAGUUGAUAAGAGCUGAGUAAACAGUUGAUAAAUUCACUGAAAUGGAAAAAAAGAGUGUAUACCAUAUGUCCUUUUGUAGGUUGCUCAGAUUAUAUCUUAUUUGAUUACUCUGAUUUCAUCUUAUUUUAUUACUCAUAUUACAUUUUAUUUGAUUACUCUGAUUUCAUCUUAUUUGAUUACUCAGAUUACAUUUUAUUUGAUUAUACAGUUUACAUUUCAUUUAAUUUGUGACAUGAUGUUUUAUAUUACCACUUGGACAUGUCUAUGGCAAGCUUGAGAUGGAUUUUAAAUUCAGAGCUGUGUAGUGUGACCCAGUUGCAACAGAAAAAACUUUGACUUUUAAAAAUAUUUUAUUACAUUGACUGGACUAUAUUAACAUUUGAAUAUUUUAUCAUAGAAAAAAGCAAAUUUAAAAAUUCCUUUUUUUUGUGUCCCCAGGGCAGUGAAAAGUACUGGUUUGUCAUUUUUGUUAGCGUUGUCAUAAUAUUCCAGUGCCUCAGUACUGACAUUUUUGUCUUUAAGGAGGACACCAUACAACCAAUGACAACAACUGUUCUUCCCAUGAACACAUCUACUGUGGAAUGGUCAACUAUGAUCCCACCAUCUACACUAAAAUAUUAAUUUGGCUAACGUUUGACUCAUUUAUUAUGUUCAUUACUUUUUUUUUAAACGACUAAAAAAAUAUUUUGACUUAUGUAAAAGGAAGUAAUUGGGUCGUAAGUCAUUUAGAAAUCUUUUCAAAUCAAUCAAUGAAAAAUACAAUUGUUUUUAAAAACACAUUUACUUGAGAUACACUCAUGGCUCAAACAAAUUUUUUAAACUUAUUUUAUUUUGUAAGGGGAAGAAAUAAAAAAAAAAUUUCAUUAAUUCCAAUAGUUCUUCCAAUACUCAUUGUGGCAUUUAUUUAACAUCAUAGAUAUUUAACUGUAUAUAAUAUAACUGUAACUUGUGCAAUAGUUUACACUUGUUGCUGAAUGACUUUUACAAUUCUCAUUUGAAAAAUUUCAUCAUGACCUAUUUAACAAUGUUGACAAGAAAUUGUUGUAUGAUGACAUCAAUUAUUGCAUAAUGACAACAUCUUAUAAAAGUUACUACCAGUAUAAAAUGUUUUUUUCAUUAUUUGAAUCAUACAUGCCAACCUGUGGGAUAAACAAACUGUACAAAAAGUCCCAAAAAACUGUACAACAGUGGACAACAGCAUGAAAAAACAAUACAGAAAGAAAGGAUAAGUAAAACAAAGUAAAAUUUAUAACUUUUCCAUCAUUUUUUAUCAAUGUUUUUAUUUUUUGUCAAUAAAUAGAAAUAAUGUCUGUAAUAAAUUGGGAUAAUGCCUAAUGCUAGUCAUGAAACGUUAGUAAUAUUAAAUAUAUUUAAUACCAACACAUACUAACUCUGCAGUUCCUAUCAAGAAUUACACAAACAGAUUUGUAAUUAUGAUUUACUACAUAUUACUACUCAAAGUAGUUGCUACUGCACUAUGCGUUUUAGUAUUAAUGCAUAUCAAUGAAACAGCACUGUUUCUAAAUUUAGAUUGCCUACCACUCCUCAACUUUGUCACUUUGAACAGUAAAAGGGAUUUAAGGUUGAGCUUCUUGUGAUCCUUGUUGAAUUUAUUGCACCACCAGUUUCCAACCUAAGUCUUGUUCAAAAAUAUUAUUUUUUUAACAAAUCCAGUGGAAAAACUGUACAAAGUACUGGUAAACUUUACAAAGUACCAGUAAACUGUACAGGUUGACAUGUAUGAUUUCAUGCUUAAUUUUUGUCUAUAAAAUAACAAAUAUUUGUUACUUUUUUACUGAGAUUAAUAUCUUUAAAUUAAAAUUACCAUAUUAUAACAAAGUUAUAUAUUAUAAGCCAUCAAUAAACUGAUAUAUUUCACAACGAACAAAUUAAUAUUGCUGAAGUUUUAAAAAAAAUAUUUUUUUUUAAACUAACUAUUUUUAUUUUUCUGAUAGUAUCAGAACAAUAAAAAUAAUUGUGAUGUUGUAAAUAAAUACAACUAAAUGGUGUUAUCCUUUUUCAUGAAAUUCAAAAGAACAAUUUUACAGUCCAUAAUUUAAAACAUAUUUUAACGAUGCAAUAUAUAUUUUGGCGGCGACUGUUCCCACCUGGGUAUCAGAAGUGAGAGGUUGGGAUUAAAAAACUAUUUAAAAUAUUAUUGUUGGGUUUGUAAGACAAAAUGAGGAAUUAAAUGAAAGAUAAUUGAAUGGACUAAAUCUUUGUAAACUUAUUUCUUCAGUUGAACUAAAAUAAACUACCACAAAUGAC
This is a messenger RNA of Lymnaea stagnalis (great pond snail), 10309 nucleotides long. The record is from the annotation of a GenBank genome assembly. Lineage: Eukaryota; Metazoa; Mollusca; Gastropoda; Lymnaeidae.